AAAGUCUCUGGAUCGCCCGCCAUUGUUGAACGCACAGUUUCUAAACAACUGCUCUGUUCUCAGUGAACUUUAUAUCAUGUUUCUCAAGCAUUUAACAAGUUUCAAAGCAGAAAUAAGAACACAGUUUCUUGUCAUGGAGCGAGGGAUGGUUACCUCUGUUCUUUUCUGCUUGAUCCUGGUUUUCCUUCCACUGACGAGUAUCUAUGCUAAUAAGGAAGUUGAUGCUUUAUUUAGCCUAAGGGUAAAUUUAGAAGAUCCUAAUGCUGUGCUGGAGAGCUGGGAUCCUACCCUUCCUAAUCCCUGCACGUGGAUUCAUGUUACUUGCAACAAUGAUAACAGUGUCAUAAGAGUUGAUCUUGGAAACGCUUCAUUGUCUGGUCAACUUGUCCCACAACUUGGUCAGCUUAAGAAUUUGCAGUACUUGGAACUUUAUAGUAAUAACAUAAGUGGACCAAUUCCUAGUGAACUUGGUAAAUUGAAAGGUUUAGUGAGCUUGGAUCUUUACUGGAACAAAUUCAAUGCGCACAUUCCAAAUACACUGGGGAAGCUGAGAAAGCUGCGUUUUCUCCGGCUUAACUCCAACAGGUUGACAGGUCAGAUUCCAAUGUCUUUAACCAAUCUCAAAGCACUGCAAGUUCUAGAUCUAUCCAACAACCAACUUUCAGGACCUGUUCCAAACAAUGGCUCCUUUUCUCUGUUCACUCCAAUCAGCUUUGCUAAUAAUCCAAAUCUAUGUGGUCCACUUACUGAUCACCCUUGCCCAGGAUCUCCUCCAUUUCCCCCACCUCCUCCUUUAGAGACAUUACCACCUGUCACUUCUCCAGGUCUCUCUCCCUCUCCAUCUCCAACAAGCCCAACCAUCUAGGCAAGAGGUUCUGAGGUUUGUCAGUUGGACCAGUUGAUUGACCUGGUUUUGUAUUGGUCAUUGCUAAAAUUUUUGGGUCUUGGUUGGUCUGUCAAUUGGAUCUAAGAUAGACUUGUAGAAUGGUUAAUUUGUAAGCAUUGUGAAUGUUUGAACUUAUCAAUUACUUGGAUACUUUCAAAGUUAGAGAUUUAAAUUUUCAUU
This is a messenger RNA of Nelumbo nucifera (sacred lotus), 1066 nucleotides long. Its product is annotated as somatic embryogenesis receptor kinase 1-like. Gene Ontology annotation, molecular function: protein binding. NCBI's taxonomy places the organism in Eukaryota, Viridiplantae, Streptophyta, Magnoliopsida, Proteales, Nelumbonaceae. The record is from RefSeq and is a predicted model, not a curated record.